This is a messenger RNA of Vitrella brassicaformis, 576 nucleotides long. Lineage: Eukaryota; Vitrellaceae. The record is from the annotation of a GenBank genome assembly.
GUUUUUUCGAAGAUUCGACAACUUUUCACAUUUUCGGCUCCGCAUCGCCUUUCAGCCUUCUCUGGGCCACAGAUGCCCGCUUCUGUUUCUUUCCAUCUGCAUUUUGGCUUUGUGCGGUCCACCCGGUCCGCCUCUACCGCCGGGCCACAGAAGAGCUGGUUCCGUGCGUUUGGCCGUUCUUGUUGUGACAGAGCAGCUCCGUAUUGUCAUUGCAAUGUUCAGCAAUGAGCAAAAAGUCCAACGAAGCGGUGAGCAAACGAACGACGUUCUAUGCAUGUUACCUUGUUGUCCUGGAUAUGUAUGGCACAUUUGUCCUUCCCUGCAUUCGCAUUGUGCGUAUGUGAUCUCAGGGCCCGUCCGCCACCCGCGACAAGUAUAAUCUGCGCAAGACCACCAAGGACUGGCUGAGGAGCGACAGAAGAAAGCCGAGGAGCGCCGCAAAGCCGCCAACAACCGCAAAGCCCGCUCCCGCGACCCACACGAGAGAGAAGAGCAGCAGCGCCAGCAUCGCAAGAAGAAGACCCGCCGGGGCGGCAAACACCUGAAGCGCAAGGCGCCAGUAGUGCGGAAUGGGAC